CUGUGGAUUCCGCGACACAGAUUCGCGACGAGCCGAUUUAAUACCCUUGUGUUGCUCGUGUUGAGGUUGUUCUAUCAAGCGUCCUCAUUUGAUUCAGCAGCUCCUUCCUCAAGCAGAAUUUCGACUUUGGAAGAGGCUAUGGCCGACGAAAAGCAACAGCGAACCGACACAAAUUGCUGUGUGAGAAGUGGGGGCCAGCAUCGAGAUGCUUCAUUGCAACUUUCCUCCGAAUACGAAAGGCUAUCAACUGCAGAUUGGCUCAAGCAGAUUCUUGCAAGGUCUGAGUCGAUUUCAACAUAUGAGGUCGUUUCCAUGACAUGGGUCAAGGCAUUGACAUCUCCUUUCUCCCACGAGUUCAUUCAAUUCAUCGUCGAGGACUCCACAACCCGUAAGCGCACUCGGAUCGCCGUUGGAAGAGAAGAGACAGGGGAUUGGGUGGUUUGCGGAUGGAAUUGGAGAUCUGGUGAUCCUCCAUCCCAUCAUUAUAAUCUCCCCCUUCCCCUGCUAUCACUAAAUUUCCACGAAUCAAACCGACCUGAUAUCUGCGCUGUCAGUCGCCUAUUUGCGAUGGUGACAGAAAGAAGACCUGAAUAUAGGAUGGUUCGAGAGAUGUGCUGGUGGUAUGCAGAAACUAUCUUCGAGGAGAUGCAUUCGAGAUAUGGCUGCUCAAUCAAAGAAUGGAAGUGGGCGAAAUACCGCUACUCGUUCAUAGUGGUAACUAGGCUCUUCCAACGGAGGGCAUUGAGAAAGCAUGCUGAGGCUUUCAGAUUGCAGAUAGCAAAUACGAUGCAUUACUGA
Molecule: messenger RNA, 798 nt
Organism: Exophiala aquamarina CBS 119918
Lineage: Eukaryota; Fungi; Ascomycota; Eurotiomycetes; Chaetothyriales; Herpotrichiellaceae
Exons: 1
Coding region: 139-798 (219 amino acids)
Source: RefSeq, a predicted model, not a curated record